This is a messenger RNA of Agrilus planipennis (emerald ash borer), 1244 nucleotides long. RefSeq lists its product as uncharacterized. The coding region runs from base 656 to 1168 and encodes 170 amino acids. Lineage: Eukaryota; Metazoa; Arthropoda; Insecta; Coleoptera; Buprestidae. The record is from RefSeq and is a predicted model, not a curated record. The transcript has a single exon.
CAUCCCUAAUUCACAAACAGGGUUCCGAAAGGGACGAUCCCCCCUUGACUCUGUCCUAAAACUCCAAUCUGAAGUAACUUCGUACAUAAACACAGGCGGCUGCACACUUGCAAUCGCUUUAGAUUUCGAAAGAGCUUUCGACACUGUAUGGCAUAACGGUCUCUUGUACAAAUUACUUCAGAUUAACCUACCACCACACUUCGUGAAAAUAAUACACUCCCUUCUAACAAACAGACCUUCCCGAAUUAAAAUCGGUAAUACCUUCUCGCGAACCUUCUCACUUAAUGCAGGAGUACCACAGGGCACAGUGCUCGCCCCGCAUCUAUACAACAUUUUCUGCUACGACCUACCCCAACCUAUCGAAAACACCGUUAGCCUGUGUCAAUACGCAGACGAUACUGCGUACUGGGCUAACGGCUUAACCUCCGACUCCUGCAACAACAAACUAAAACGUCAAAUAAAACUCCUAGAACACUGGCUCAACAAAUGGCGAUUAAAACCAAACCCGGAUAAGUCACAAUUAAUACUAUUCACACAUGAUAGGUACACGUGCAAACCCACACUUUCACCCGACCAUAUUAACAUUCGAAUUUGCAACACCCGCUUACGACUACAAAAAGAAAUAAAAUACCUGGGUAUAACACUCACGCACACUAUGAACCCACACAAGGAUCUAGCAAUAACACUAGACAAAGUUCGUAAGCGGGCAAACCUUAUUUCUCUCAUAAACGGGACUAUACAAUCAUGUAACACAGAAACACUGCUCCACACAUACAAAACUUUCGUAAGACCAUUAAUCGAUUACCGAGCAGUCUCAUUAACAAACAUAUCCGACAGUCAAUUAGAAGUCCUCCUCGCCACCGAAAGAGGAAUCCUAAGGAAAAUCGCCAGACUAGGAAGGUUCUUCCCUUCACAAGACCUGUACAACAUCGUAGAUAUCCCACCCAUCACAGACCGUAUCGUCACACUACAAACUAAAUUUGUGAAAAGGGCCAUACAAACGAAUAACCCCAUCACCACACGGACACUUACACAACCUCCCCGCAGAAUAACCACCAAACCCAAACAAAAAGUCACUUUCCCUCCCGCCCGACUCCUGUCCAUUACCCCAGAUCUCCCCGAUGAUUUCAUCGAUCACCUUAAUUCCCUACCCAACUCCAUCAGAUAACCACGAAACCAACCCAACUAAACACAAACACACACACAAGUAACACACACAAAAAGUCACAAACCUCAUAACAGAA